UAUGGGAGGUGCUGAGAAAAAAUAUAAAUGGAGCACUCACUUUGUGUUGUGGUCCUCACUGACUUUUCCACCUUUAUAUUUCCUCUCUCAUCACUCACCACGCGGCCUCAACACAAACUCUACCAUUCUUUCAUGGAGGGGAUGGUGCCAAAGGUGGCGAUGAGGAGCGACAGGUUGAAGAGGGACGUGGCGGAUUGUGUUGAUGAGCAAAUAGGGUACGUGGAGCAGGAGAAGAAGAAGAAAGUGGUGGCUGGUGGUAGUGGCAAGAAAGGGUCUUCUUGUGGUGGUGGCAAUGGCAUGCGGUGUUGUCAAGUGGAGAAGUGCAACGCGGAUCUCCAUGAGGCCAAGCAGUACCACAGGAGGCACAGGGUGUGUGAGUACCAUGCCAAGGCUCAGGUUGUGCUUGUGGAUGGAGUCAGACAACGGUUUUGUCAGCAAUGUAGCAGAUUCCACGAGUUAGCUGAAUUUGAUGACACAAAAAGGAGUUGCCGCAGGCGUUUGGCUGGACACAAUGAAAGGAGGAGAAAGAAUGGUGAUCAGUCUCAAGCAGAAGGGUCAAGCCGCAAAGGGACAGGGACCCCUCAAUUGAAGGACAUUGCUUGUGGUCAGGCUGAUGAAAGGGAAAGAAUUCAACUCCAAGAAAAUGCACCUUACAAACAUUUCCAGAUAAGAUGAGAUAUGCUUUCAUCUCAACUCUGCUCUCUCUCUUCUGUCAUCCUGGGGAUGUAUUUGUCAAACUAUUCCUAUGUCACAUUCAUAAUGAUCAAGAUUGCAUUUAGAUAAAUAACUUUUAACAUGUUAAACUAUUCAUUUGAUCCAUAUAGUCAUUUUUAUUUUAAGUUUUAGUCUCAGUACAAGAAUACCGCAAGAUAUAGACCAUGUUUGGAAAUUCGUUUGACAUACUGCAAACGACAAUUCACUCAUUUUCAAGCAUCAUACGACUGAUAUAGCCCCUACACAGUUUCUUUUAUAAGAAAGAUUUUAUAGUGAUUUUAUAUUAGCCAAAAGACUCAACUUAUUUUAAUACAUGUAUAAAAACUAAAACAUGCGAUUUCCUCGUAUAGGACUAAAACACGAAAUGAAGACAACUAUUGGGAUCAAAUGAAUAGUUUAACUUUUAAAAAAGUGAUGUAAGAAACAUUGCAACAUCCAUUUCAUGGUGUUGCUGUUACCCCCUUAGAAGUAUAAAUUACUAUGCACUUCAGUCCAUAAUGUUCAAUCAUUAUGCUUGAUAUAUCUUAAUAUUCUUUGGCACCAUUAUGGUUUGUGUUAUGCUACAUGUCUUGCUGUAUGUUGUGUUACAUGUCUUUAACUAAUUUUCUCCCAA
Cajanus cajan (pigeon pea) is the source of this 1327-nucleotide messenger RNA. Its product is annotated as squamosa promoter-binding-like protein 4. NCBI's taxonomy places the organism in Eukaryota, Viridiplantae, Streptophyta, Magnoliopsida, Fabales, Fabaceae. The record is from RefSeq and is a predicted model, not a curated record. Gene Ontology annotation, molecular function: DNA binding. Gene Ontology annotation, cellular component: nucleus.